GUUUUAAAUCGUAAAAUAUAGAAGCAUUUGAAAAAAAAAAGGUUUUAUUGUGUUAUUUCUUUUAAUAAGCUUUGAUACAAGAGUUUGGAAUUUAAUUUAUUUGCCUCCGAAAAUGCACGACAGUUUACCUUCACGCUACAAAGUACCUCCAUCUGUGGCAAUCACUCGUUAUCAAACAAACGCACACUAUCACAAAUCUGUCCAUACAAUUUCUGCGUUGUAUCGUGCACUGUGCAGUUUGCAUUAAAAUCACAAUUGAAAUAAAAGUUUUGAUUUUUAAUUAAGAUUAAAAUUUGUACACUCUGCUGAAGUUCUGUGAAUCAAACUAGUGAAACAAUUAGAUUGAGCGCCCUAGGUACAAUUGGUUUUCUGUAUUGUCGCCACGGCCCCGCUUCGUGAGAAUAUCUAGAUUUGAAUCAUAAUUACUUGGUCGAAUUCUGUGAUAAAUACCUAACGUACUGCGUUGUGUUUCUUUAUUUCGUUUCAAGUAGCAUUACAAUUGAGUUUUGUCUUGCAUGUCAAUAGUUUAUUAUAAGUUUUCAGUAGCAGCCCUGGAAAGCGGAUUACGGUUCUACGUUGUAGUUUUGAAGCGUUAUAAUAUGUUGAAAAUUAAAGAUGAAAUUGAUGAAACAGAAAAACACUUCUUUGAAACAACUUUUGGCGCCGUUGAAACAAAACCGUUGGAUGAGCCGUUUGAAAACAAUGAAAUAUCUACAACAGAGGAGUAUUUGGUGAAGAAUGAAGUCGACAAUACUUAUGAAGUUUUGAAGCGUUAUAAUAUGUUGAAAAUUAAAGAUGAAAUUGAUGAAACAGAAAAAUACUUUUUUCAAACAACGUUUGGAGCCGUUGAACCAAAACCGUUGGAUGUGCCGUUUGAAAACAAUGAAAUAUCUACAACAGAGGAGUAUUUGGUGAAGAAUGAAGUCGACAAUACUUAUGAAGUUUUGAAACGGUAUAAUAUGUUGAAUAUUAAACCUGAAAAUGACGAUGCAGAAGAAUACUCCGUUGAACCAAAACCGUUUGAUGUACUGUUCAAAAACAAUGAAAUAACUAUAGUAGAGGAUUAUUUGGUAAAGAAUGAUGUCGAUGAUACUUAUGAAGUUUUGAAGCGGUUUAAUAUAUUGAAAAUUAAACCUGAAAAUGAUGAAACAGAAGAAGAGUUGUUGGAAAAAUCGUUUGAAGUCGUUCAAACUAAACCGUUAGAUAUGCAGUUCUUAAACAAUGAAAUUUCUACAACAGAAGAGUGUUUGGUAAAGAAUGAAGUCGACAAUAAUUAUGAUAUUCAUUUUUCGUGUAAUGCGACCGAUACCUCAAAAAAUACAAAAACCAAAGAUUGCAAUUUUAUUGAAACUAUAAAAAACAAUUCUAAGAAAAAUAUGUACAAAAUACGUCGGUUCGACUGCAAUAUAUGUCAAAGGAGGUUUACAACCAAAAAUAGUAUAAUUCGGCAUAUUGCGAAAUCGCAUUCCAGUACUUCCAUUGGAAAUAAAACACCUCUUAAAAAAAAAGUCACUCAUCGUAACAGGAAAAUCAAAGGAAAUACUCUAAACAUAGAUGGCUUAUUUAAAUGUGGAAUUUGUUUGAAAACGUUUUUAUUAAAAUCAAGCCUGAGAAGACAUUGGCGCGUUCAUACCGGGGAGAAACCAUUUAAAUGCCGUGCCUGUGAAAAAACAUUUCGUCAACAAUCUCAUCUCAAGAGACAUGCACGGAUACAUACCGGUGAGAAACCAUAUAAAUGCGUUGUCUGUGAAAAAACAUUCAAUCAACAAAUUCAUCUCAAGUACCAUGCACGUAUUCAUACCGGCGAGAAACCGUUUAAAUGCGAUGUCUGUGAAAAAACGUUUGGUAGAGAACAUCACCUAAAAGCUCAUGAACGCAUACAUACCAGCGUAAAACCGUUUAAAUGCGAUGUCUGUGAAAAAACAUUUCGUCAACAAUCUCAUCUCAAGAGACAUGCACGGAUACAUAUUGGUGGGGUACGAUAUACCCCACGAUAACACCUCAAAAAAAUAAAGUCAAUCAUUGUAUCUGCAAAAUCAAAAGAAAUAAUCCAAACAAAGAUGGCCUAUUUUCAUUAAAAUCAAGCCUGAGAAGACAUUGACGCGUUCAUACCGGCGAGAGACCAUUUAAAUGCCGUUUCUGUGAUAAAGCAUUCAGUCAAUAUUAUAUUAUAAUAGUCAUAAUUUAUGAACGCAUACAUACCAGUUAGAAACCAUAUAAAUGCGAUGUCUGUAAAAAAUGUUUUAAUAUACAAUCUAACUUCAAAACUCACGAAAGAAGACAUACCGGUGAGAAACCUUAUAAAUGUGUUGUUUGUGAAAAAACAUUUCGUCAACAAUCUCAUCUCAAGAGACAUGCACGGAUACAUAUUGGUGGGGUACAACACAAAUGCUCAGUCUGUGAUAAAUCAUAU
Adelges cooleyi (spruce gall adelgid) is the source of this 2413-nucleotide messenger RNA. RefSeq names its product zinc finger protein 468-like. Gene Ontology annotation, cellular component: nucleus. The coding region runs from base 516 to 1997 and encodes 493 amino acids. Gene Ontology annotation, molecular function: DNA-binding transcription factor activity; RNA polymerase II cis-regulatory region sequence-specific DNA binding. Gene Ontology annotation, biological process: regulation of transcription by RNA polymerase II. Lineage: Eukaryota; Metazoa; Arthropoda; Insecta; Hemiptera; Adelgidae. The record is from RefSeq and is a predicted model, not a curated record. The transcript is spliced from 6 exons.